Molecule: messenger RNA, 5526 nt
Organism: Serendipita indica DSM 11827
Lineage: Eukaryota; Fungi; Basidiomycota; Agaricomycetes; Sebacinales; Serendipitaceae
Source: the annotation of a GenBank genome assembly
AUGCAGGACAAGCCAAAGGAGGCACUCCAGGACAUCAAGGAGGACUAUGAUCUUGACGAAAUACUCGACCAGCCCGCCGUCUCAAACUUUAUGGCAGACGACCACGAGAAUGUGUCCCCCCGCGAGCUCACAUUCCGCGACACUGAACUCGACGAGCCCUCGUAUCCAUUUACAACCGUCGCCGCCUUUAUAAUGGCCUGUUGCAUCGCCCACUUCUUCCUCGUCACUCAGGGUUUCUUGGGCAAACGAGGAAUGGAGAAAGCAGACGCCGUGGCUUCAAAGUUGCAAGACUUCUUUACAAAGUACUCCAUCAAGGUCCCAGAAGGAGUCGAACUCAUCUAUCCUUAUUUGGGAUCUAUUUGGACUAUUCUCGAGCUUCACAUUCCUUGUGCUCGCUUCGUCUGGAGGGGUCUUUUACCAGCCCUUUUUUUACUCGCACUCGGCGUUCUUUACGUCCUCCCGCGCCCUCCAUCCACCUCGAAAUUGGUCCGCCGAUUCAAGCGGAGCUGGACGCCCUUUCUCACUCUAGAAGAUGCACAAACACUCCUCAAGUCCCAAGACGACCCUGCGGCGUCAUCUCCGGUCAUCGGUAGCGACGUCCGAGAAGAGCGACGAUCCGUUUUACGCCUCACGAUCCCGAUAACGAUACUCUCACUCCUCGAACUCGUAUUUUGGACCAUCUUGUCCACGUAUUAUCUCUCAACGGGCGAAAAGACUGAGGCAUGGACGUGCAGUCUCCUCACGCUGGCAUGGUCCUACUCGUUUGUCCGACUUUUGAUAAAGCCCAGCGUCACACCUCCAUACGACGUCUUUAUCCUUCUCGUCAUACAACUAGCAACCGCAACCGUUGGUCUUGUAGGCCAUGCAUAUAAUCAUUAUGGUUAUGGGGCCCCAUGGCCAGAGGCCUGGGUCCUCAUUGGCGAGACACUGGACCUCGCCACCAUAUCCACCCUCGUCCUCGUCAUACUGAAAACCCCAGUCGAAGCAGUCCCCAAUUCUACCCCAGACACCCUCGCCUCUCCAGAGGACCGUGCGACACUGUGGGGAUGGAUGACAUUCGGGUUCGUUAACCCUUUGGUCGCAAAGGGCGCUGAGGGGCCGUUGACUGAGAGUGACGUGUUUGAGCUGUCGCCUCAUCACCGAGCUAGUCCGCUUUUGCACCGUUUCGAGACUGUCAAAGGAAAGACGUUGUUGCGCAAGAUAUGGGUAAUAAACUCUUUGGAUCUCCUAAUGGAUGGUCUUUUGACUCUUGUGUCUGUCGUGUUCAACUACGCCGGCCCGUUCUUCCUCAAGCGUAUCCUCGACGCAAUCUCUGAUCCGACACCUCAUGCCAUUGCGCGAGCCUAUGUAUAUGCCUUUUUGACGCUACUCUGCUCGCUCUUGAAGAACCAAGCCGAUAUGCAGCAUCUCUGGUUUGGAAGACAGGCCGUCACACGAACUCGCUCUAUUCUCAUGAGCGCCAUCUUUGAAAAGGCCAUGAAGCGCAAAGACUUUAGCGGCAUCACUGCGGGCAAAAAGGGCGGUUCGGGUGGCAAAGGUAAAAUUAGCAUCAAAAAGGCUGUUUUAGAAUCCAUGACAAAGCGCGACAAGUCCAAAGCCAAGGAUGGCAAAGCCGCGAGCGCGGGUGCGGAUAUUGGCAAGAUUGUCAACUUGAUGAGUGCAGACGCAAGCAAGUCGUCUCAGAUUCUGGGACAAGUCUAUAACCUUUAUGGUGCUCCAUUCGAGAUUAUCGUCGGCACAUUCUUCCUCUACCAGCUGCUAGGCAUAUCCGCGUUUUUUGGAUUCCUUGCACUGGUCAUGGUCGCGCCACUCAACCACUACUUGUCAAAGAGGCGCAUUUUCAUCUCCCGAGGGAUAGCUGCCGCUCGUGAUCGACGAAUGGCAAUUGUCAACGAGCUAUUCAUCAGCGUCAAGUUUAUCAAACUUUGCGCGUGGGAUGAACGAUGGAUCAAGCGCUCUGAGAAAGCACGAGAAAAGGAGAUCAAGUGGAUUCUGCGAGAGCGGUUUAACAUGAUCUAUCUUGCGUUUGUAUGGACUGUAGCACCUAUAAUGGUGUCUCUUUUCUCGUUUUUGGCAUUUGUCGCGCAAGGAAAUGAGUUGACCGUCUCCAUUGCAUUCACCUCAAUUGUUCUGUUUAAUCUCUUGAGACAACCGCUCAACGUUUUGCCAAACUUUUUGGCCCAAUUGUUGCAAGCACGCGUCUCGCUCGAACGUAUUGCUGCUUUCUUCGCCGAAGAGGAAGUAGACGACGCUUUCAGUACCCUGAAGAUGCAAGGGGGUCUCGUCGACAGUACACCGCGUGAUGCGACGGUUGGCAUCAUUGGCAAUGCCAAUUUCGUCUGGAAUUCGAUUGAAUCUCCCGAGUCCAAGAAGCCAAGCGCGUCAACGGAUACACAUACAUUUGAAAAUGGUACGAACAACCCAGGAAACACUUCGCCUACGGACAGCAAUCCAUCGUCUGACGAUACCAGAUUCGAGCUCCGAGAUAUCAAUAUUAUAUUCCCCGAAGGAGAGCUGACCCUUGUGACGGGCCCGACUGCCAGUGGCAAGACGGCGCUCCUGCUCGCACAACUCGGCGAAAUGACAAUGUCAGCGCCUUCCGAAAUUACCGUCUCACCACGCGUUUUACUACCCAAAUAUCAACACGCUCCUCCCGACGAAUACGGUUACCGACCUUGCGUGUCGUACGCUGCUCAAACGCCGUGGCUCGAACACCUCUCGAUACGGGAUAACAUUCUUUUCGGCGAACCGUUCGACAGCGAACGCUACUGGAAUGUCAUCGAGUGUUGUGCCCUGCGCACAGAUUUGGAGAUUCUAGAGGAUGGUGACUUGACGGAAAUAGGAGAGCGGGGUAUCUCGCUUUCGGGAGGUCAAAAGGCGCGAGUUGCAUUGGCACGAGCAGUCUAUGCGAGGAGUAAGAUUGUCCUUCUCGAUGACCCGUUGAGUGCAGUUGACAGCCACACGGCACGAUUCCUGUAUGAAAAUCUACUUCGUGGACCACUUCUCCAGAACCGUACAGUUAUUCUGGUCACCCAUCACGUUGAACUCGUUUUGCCGGCGGCAUACUACUAUGUCCAAAUGCUAGAUGGUCACAUCGAAAUUCAAGGCCCUGUCGCUGAGCUUCAAGCUAGCGGUGUUCUGGACGACCUAGAUGUACAGCUCGUGUCGCAUACCGACAAACAUCCAGGCGACACCGAUGAAGAAGAGGAAGAUUCGAAUCAAGAGUCUGACAAUCGAAAGAGGGUCGUGCUCCGAGACGAAGGAUGGAUACGUGCUCAGCAGGAUGCUGAAAAGACUCGAAAACCCCCACGAAAGUUGAUUGAAGAGGAGACUCGACGACUUGGAAACGUUCAGUGGUCGAUAUAUGAAACUUACCUUCGAGCCUCCGGCUACUGGACUUGGUUCUUUGUGCUUUUGCUCAUUGGAGUCGCCCAGCUGUUUGUUUGGGGAGAGGCAUAUGGAGACACCGAAGCGAUUACAUCCGUGGCUACUCAUCACAUCCUCACGUCUCUCGACCCCAGAGAUGCAGUUCCAGGAACAACACCACAUCAACUUCUCUUCACAUCACAAAUUCAUGCCCAGACUCUACCUUCCGCACGCCAUCAUCCUCUAUUCUAUGUCGCGAUCUAUGGCAUUAUAGGCGUUGGCGCAGUUAUCAUCACUUCUAUCAAUACCGUCGUGCAAUACAACGGUGGCGUCCGAGCCUCCAGGAAACUGUUUAGCCGUCUGCUCAACAGCUUAGUACAUGCGACGAUGCGGUUCCAUGAUACCGUCCCGACUGGGCGAAUUCUCAACCGGUUAUCCAGGGACAUGGAAGUCGUUGACUCGUCCGUCUCUGACUCUUUACGAGCUGUCAUGUUUAGGGUGGCGACUUUUAUCGCGUCGAUCAUUAUUGUCACCUACGUCUUCCCUGCCUUCCUCAUUCCGGCUGUCGUAAUCUCUUACCUCUACGUUCAAAUCUCCAAGGGGUAUAUCAAUGCCGGUCGCGACAUGAGGCGGAUGCAAAGUACGACCAAAAGCCCCAUUUUCGCAGCCUUUGGAGAGACUCUUGAAGGGAUUGUUACUGUGCGGGCAUUUGGUGCUGAGAGGCGGUUCCUGGCUAUCUUGCUUCGACGAAUUGACCUCACGACAAAGAUGUGGUAUGGAUGGUGGACUAUGAAUCGCUGGCUUUUGCUACGAUUUGACGCACUUGGAGCCUUUAGCAUCUUCAUAAUCACCUUAUUUGCUCUCUCUGGAUACAUUUCUAGUGGUUGGGCUGGUAUCACCAUCACGAGCGCGAUGCAAUUUACCCUUUCCGUCUACUGGACCUGCCGACUCGCCACUCAGCUAGAGCUCGACUUGAACUCCGUCGAGAGAGUGGUUGAAUACCUUGACCUUCCACAAGAGCCUCCAUCUGUGAUCAAGGGUAAAGAGCCGCCAGCGUAUUGGCCAUCGACAUCGGCUCCUGGGAAUACAUUCAUUCAGGUAGAAAACCUCGUCAUCAAAUAUUCUCCAGAACUUCCUUCUGUACUUCAUGGAGUCUCGUUCUCUCUCAGCGCUGGAGAGAAGGUGGGUCUUCUAGGUCGUACAGGAUCAGGCAAAUCAACACUGGCAAUGUCACUAUUGCGUUUUGUGGAGCCAUCUGGAGGGCGGAUACUUAUUGAUGGCAUCGACAUUACCUCGAUUGGACUCCGGGAUUUACGUUCACGAGUGACUAUAAUACCCCAAGACUCUGUGCUGUUCUCGGGUACUCUACGAGAGAAUCUCGACCCUUUCGAGGAGCAUACUGAUUCUGAGUGUCUUGACGCACUCUACCGCGUUCAUCUGCUUACUCCUGGAGCCCGCGUACGGCCUCCAACAAUCAGUAUAGAUACUGCGACACCUAUUCGAAACCACAACAAUAUACUCGGUCGACCUUUGUCGCCAGAGCCAGACCCCAUGCACCUCGACCUUGAUGCCGACGCAGCAAAGAGUGGACUCCUCCGCACCGACACCAUGGUUGUUCGAAACGAUGGAAGUUCAGAAGGAUCAACGACUCCGAGCAUGAUCGGUGCUAAUGAUGGCUAUACGCAUGGUCACAAGCGUACAGAGAGCGAUUUGACAAACUUCCGGUUUGCUGGAGGUCCAGAGUCAGGCGCCGUCUCUCCUACAGGAGCGCUCAGCCCUAUUUCUCGCCCGCAAGGAGUCCACUUUGCGGGCUUGAUGCGAUAUCCCAACUCUGGUAUUGACACACCACUGCGGAAAGAGGAUUCGUCCAGGUCGAUUGACCCGGCUGUGAGCGCGAUAUUCAAUGCCGCAGGUUCAUCGCGUCAACGAAUGAACACACGAUUGGCAGGCGAGUCAGGAAUGGCUAGCCGUGCUGGUACGACAAGUGACGCGCCUCUAUUGACGCUGGAUACUCAAGUCGCCCCUGGGGGAGCGAACUUUUCGAACGGGCAGAGGCAGUUGAUCUCGAUGGCGAGAGCACUAUUGAGAAGGAAUUCCGUCGUCAUUCUGGAUGAGGCAACUUCAAGGCAUGUCUUUCUUAUUCAAUGUUAUACGGACUGA